This is a messenger RNA of Purpureocillium takamizusanense, 1506 nucleotides long. RefSeq names its product transcription elongation factor TFIIS (gene tfs1). Gene Ontology annotation, biological process: transcription antitermination; transcription elongation by RNA polymerase II; regulation of mRNA 3'-end processing. Gene Ontology annotation, cellular component: nucleus. Bases 142 to 1044 code for a protein of 300 amino acids. Lineage: Eukaryota; Fungi; Ascomycota; Sordariomycetes; Hypocreales; Ophiocordycipitaceae. Gene Ontology annotation, molecular function: RNA polymerase II transcription regulatory region sequence-specific DNA binding; zinc ion binding. The record is from RefSeq and is a predicted model, not a curated record. The transcript is spliced from 3 exons.
CCUGAAACUCCGAGUCGCGCGACCAACUCUAACCCCACGAUCUCGCACCAUUUGCCCGCCCACGUCGCCAACCGCGACCAUCCGUUUCGGAGCCGCUCUUUUUUUCCUGCAUCGCAUCGCAUAGCAUUCGCACCCGCAGUUAUGCCCGCCAUGAUGGACCAGCGCGAGCUGGAGUCGCGCGUCAAGGCGCUCAACAAGUCGGUCGCCGCCAACGAGCCGCCCGAGAGCGCCAUCAAGCUGCUCGACUCGCUCAAGAACGACGCCGCGCCGACGGAAGAGAUGCUUCGGGCGACCCGUGCCGGCAUCAUAGUCGGAAAGCUGCGCUCAAACCCGAACAAGGAGAUCGCCCGUGCCGCGUCUGAACUCGUCAUCAAGUGGAAGAAGCUCGUCGAGCAGGAGAAGAACUCGAAGCUCCAGAAGACCAAGGGCUCUCCUGCUCCCGCGCCGGCUUCGUCGCCCGCCGCUCCCGCCCCCACGAGCCUCAAGAAGACCUUCACGGGCGACCCGGAGAAGCGCAAGUACGACACUGACGGCGUAGACAUCAAGCGCACCGACUCCAACGUCCGCAACCAGUGCAUCGGCCUCAUGUACAAUGGCCUCGCCUACCGGUCCACGGAGGCGGGCUCCGACGUCAUCGCCAAGGCUGUUGCCGUCGAGCAUGCCAUCUUCGUCGCCUACAAGGGCGAGACGGCCGACUACAAGAAGAAGAUUCGCUCGCUCUUCUCCAACCUCAAGACCAAGUCUAACAAGGAGCUCGGUCCGCGCGUCAUGUCGGGCGACAUCUCCCCCGACAGAUUCGCCGUCAUGACCGACGAGGAGCUCAAGAGCGAGGACCAGCGCAAGAAGGACAUUGAGCUGGAAAAGGAGAACAUGAAGAAGGCGCAGGUGCCCAUGGCGGAGAAGAGCAUCAGCGACAGCCUCGAAUGCGGCCGCUGUAAGAAGAAGAAGGUUAGCUAUACGCAGGCACAAACGAGAAGCGCCGACGAGCCGAUGACGACGUUUUGCGAAUGCAUGAACUGCGGUCAUCGUUGGAAAUUCUCAUAAAAAGUUCGAGCGUCGGCGGGCUACAAGGCGUUUUCAAUUCGCGACGGUAACGGGAGUAGGUCAUUUCGCAUUGGCGUGCGUGGUAUCAAAGUCCGGGGCGACCGGGCGCGCGGGACUGGGAGUUUGGGAACGAGAUAUAUAUCACUGCGACUUGGCAACGCGCACGACGGCUCAAGGGACUGGGCAUGCGUUUGUGCUUUUCAUCUUUAUUUGUUUCUUUCUUCGUCUCAUGCCUCAUCCCUUUCUUUCUGCGUUGCUGACGCUGACGGGUUAGUUUGCAUGGGUGGAGGUGGUUAUUUUUGGUUGGGCCCUGCUUCCGCUGCUCGCGUGUGCGAUGCAGAGUGUUAGAUUCGAGACACGGCCGCCAGUACAUUUUAGACCGUCUAUUUUGUUUGUCAGAAUAGGACCUUUCUUCAGCGACUCGGAAAGACGAGGCCAUGCACAGUGGUAUCUAUAUAAUCU